Gossypium raimondii (Peruvian cotton) is the source of this 875-nucleotide messenger RNA. Its product is annotated as histidine-containing phosphotransfer protein 1. Gene Ontology annotation, biological process: phosphorelay signal transduction system; phosphorylation; cytokinin-activated signaling pathway. The record is from RefSeq and is a predicted model, not a curated record. Lineage: Eukaryota; Viridiplantae; Streptophyta; Magnoliopsida; Malvales; Malvaceae. Bases 193 to 639 code for a protein of 148 amino acids. The transcript has 6 exons. Gene Ontology annotation, cellular component: cytoplasm; nucleus. Gene Ontology annotation, molecular function: histidine phosphotransfer kinase activity; protein histidine kinase binding.
GGGCAACUGCACGCACCAAGUCUUUAUUUGGAGAAACUAACCUAUUUGACUUUGACUCCUAAUGAGCAAAGAAAACAGAUGAAUCCAAUUCCACCCCUUCUUUGUAGGCCUCUUUGUUAUUUUUCACUAUAUAAAUCAACUUGCCUGGUUUCUCUUUGAUGCAAUUUAAGUAGGGUUUUAGCCUUCAAUCUUAUGGAUUUAGCCGCACUCAAAACACAGCUCAAGAAUUUUGUUCAAUCCAUGUUUGAAGAGGGAGUGCUUGACAACCAGUUCAGUCAAAUUCAAGCUUUGCAGGAUUCAACUAAUCCCAACUUCGUGGAGGAAGUCAUCACUUUGUUUUGCAAUGAUGCAGAGAGGAUCGUAAAUGAAAUCAACAGAAAUUUGGGUUAUCAGAAUGUUGAUUUUAGCAACCUGGAUUCUUAUGUUCAUCAACUUAAAGGAAGUAGCUCUAGCAUUGGUGCCAAUCGCUUGAAACUUGCUUGUGCUAACCUCCGUCAAGCUUCCGAUGAGCGGAAUAAGGAAGGGUGUUUGCAAGCUUUACAAUUAAUCACAUGCGAAUACUGUCUUUUACGCAGAAAAUUUCAGGCCCUGUUGCAUUUAGAGAGGAGUAUUGUUGAGCUUGAGACCAACCAAAAAUGAAUAAAAUGGAGUGUGCAUUUGGAGGAACAGUUGGGUGGACAUUGUUUCUUCAUUUUGCUUCAACUUCAUCAAUGGCGCUAUGAUAUUGAGUUAUUCUUCAUUUUACAAUAAGCCAUUAAGGAAUAAAUUACUGCUUCUUCUUCUUUUCUGUUUAAUUAUUGUAAAGAAAUCAAAACUUAAGCUCAAAGUGGUUACGGUUAUGGUUAUAUAAGAUAAGAAUGUUUGCAUUUCAUGAA